This is a messenger RNA of Dicrocoelium dendriticum, 557 nucleotides long. Lineage: Eukaryota; Metazoa; Platyhelminthes; Trematoda; Plagiorchiida; Dicrocoeliidae. The record is from the annotation of a GenBank genome assembly.
GUUAAUUGGAUUUAUUUGUGCUUUUACUAAGAACGGUGCGCGUCACAUCUUCCUCCGAUUCCGUUUCAACUUUCGUCUUUUUUGCCUCCGCCAUGGACACAGAGAAGCUGCUGUGGGCUGUGAAGAAUGGUGAUAUACAGAGCUUCCAGGAUCUAUCCUUGAAUCUUAAAGAUUUGAGCAGUAUAUCAGCCAAUGGCCGUAGUCUCCUGCAUCACGCGGCGGAUUAUGGACAACCAGAAAUCUGUGAAUAUCUUUUAUCAAAAGGAGCCGACCUUAAUAGCGUUGAUAAGUAUGGCGUCACACCCUUACUAGCAGCAAUUUAUGAAGAUCAUGUUGCUUGCGUCCGGGUGCUUCUAGAGAAGGGUGCUCAGUUUGUUAAGACUCCAGCCGUUUCUUCUUAUAUGGAGGUCGCAGGAUCCCAAGAAUUGAGAGAUCUACUCCGAAAAUAUGGUGCUGUGUAGUGUUCCCUGACAAGAUAACGUCCAGCUGCAUUUCUUUGAUUUUAUCAUUUUAGCUGUCAGGCUUCCCAUGUGCCUUAAAUAUAAUUUCCUUUGCUC